AUGCGGCGCUGGAUGUGCGCGCUGGUCGUGUUUGCGGGGCAGUUGGUGCUGUUUGGGGCGUUGAGUUUCGCCCUGUUGAGCUGGGAGAUUCAGGAGCGCCAGGAACACUUUGCAGCCGACCUGGCCGCCCUCAGCCCGCAAAACGUCCCGCGCGCUGCUGGUACCUCCCCCCAGCCCCUUCAGCCACCUGAAAUCUUGCUCUGGUAUCGUCGGCACGUGCUUACCAUGAGCAUCUCCGUCACUCUGCGCCAGCGUGCCCCGACCGAGCGCUGCAAAAAGUUGAUUCAUCAAACAACCUGCCUUCAAACCGGUUGCUCUAUCCUCAACAACUCGGUGGCGGACGCACAAAGCGAUGCCAGCUUCUCCCAGCCUCUGCUUACACGGCAUGGUGGAAAGGACGCGGCGUUAAUGCCACCCUUGCGCAUUCUCUUUAUGCUGGUUGUCCAUGGACGAGACUACCGACAGCUGCAGCACGUUCUUAGAGCCAUCUACCACCCCAAUCACUACUACCUAAUCCAUGUCGAAGCGCGUGCCAAUCAUCUCUAUCACCAACUCAAGGCAGAUCUCGCACGGUCUCGCCUCGUAAAUGUUUUUCUCACCCAGUUUCGUCUGCCCACCAUCUGGGGCGCCAGCAACCUGUACGAGGUGUAUCUGCGUGGCAUGGCGCAGCUGGCGCAUUUGAGCUGGGAUUACUUUAUCAAUCUCAGCGGUGCCGAUUUGCCGCUAUGGCCGAUUGAUGAUAUUGUUCAGUUUCUAUCGCCUGCCAGUGCCUUGGGAAUCUCUUUUCUCAAAUCUCACGGCAAGAAUCACGAUCGUUUCAUUGCCAAGCAAGGACUAGAUCGAACGUUUGUGCUGUGCGAUAAUCACAUGUAUCGUCUGGAGAAACGCAAGCUGCCUUCGGACCUUGCCAUGGAGGGGGGCAGCGAUUGGUUUAUGCUGCAUCGGGAAUUUUCAGACUUUGUGCUGGCCGAUCCCCCUGUUGUUCAGGCCGCACGUCGCUUCUACGACUUUUCCUUGCUCUCGGCCGAGUCCUUUUUUCACGUCGUCGCAGCCAGUGCGGACGGAUUCUGCCAUCGCACCCUGAGCAACAAUUAUAGGGUGGCCAAUUGGCACCGGGAGCGGGGCUGUCAAUGCCAGGUACAGCUGCGCCUUUGUGAUACAGUCAAUUUGGCAACGUACAAGGCAAUUGUGGACUGGUGUGGUUGUUCUCCCAUGGUCUACCGUCGGGAAGAUCUCGCCAUGCUGCAGCGUCGCCGUCACCGUCCAGUCAUGUUUGGACGAAAGUUUGACAGCACCAUUAGUCACACCAUCGUCGAAGAGGUGGUGACCCGUUUGCUGCUUUUGCCGCCUCAAACUGAUCGGGCAUCCGGCUGUGGCAAUUUAGUCUUUAAUCCAGGACGUCACUUUUUGAACGUUUGGGACACGAAUGAUGGCGCCCAAAAUCGCAACACUCAGACAGCCAUGCAGGCACUUGCUGCCUCGAUCGAGGUGAGUUGCUGA
Monosiga brevicollis MX1 is the source of this 1500-nucleotide messenger RNA. RefSeq lists its product as uncharacterized. The record is from RefSeq and is a predicted model, not a curated record. The transcript is spliced from 14 exons. NCBI's taxonomy places the organism in Eukaryota, Choanoflagellata, Craspedida, Salpingoecidae. Gene Ontology annotation, biological process: heparan sulfate proteoglycan biosynthetic process; chondroitin sulfate proteoglycan biosynthetic process. The coding region runs from base 1 to 1500 and encodes 499 amino acids. Gene Ontology annotation, cellular component: membrane. Gene Ontology annotation, molecular function: protein xylosyltransferase activity.